AUGACAAACGUGAGUGUUAACCAAUUACUUCAAUGGCAUAUACCAUUAGAUAUUGCCGAUCUAUAUGGAGCAUUUCUAUCAAACAAUCUAUAUAAUGAUCAUAGAAACUUUUUCAUCUGUAACUGUUCAUCAGUCAGCGUAUUUGGACGUUAUUGUGAAUAUGAAUUUGAAGAAGGAAUAUAUACAAUAGAAAAUCUUAUUAAUUCUAGUAUUAAUGAAAAGAAAACAUAUUAUCCUAAAGAACGAUUACUACCUUGUUAUGAUCUUGAAAUUGAAAAUAAUGAACGAUGUUUAGAUUAUCGAGAUAUAUGUGAUGGAGAAUUCGAUACAAUUAAUGGUCAUGAUGAACUUUAUUGUGAUCAAAUUGAGACAAAUAUAUGUGAAUCUAAUGAAUUUCGAUGUCGUAAUGGUUUUUGUAUUGAUCGUCAAUUUCUUUUUGAUGAUCAAGGUGAUUGUACUGAUUUAAGUGAUGAACAAAAUUUACUUAUACAUAAAAAGUAUCAUAAUUUCCAAACAUGUUAUGAACAAGCAAGUUUUGAUUGUGAUGAACAUUGGUGUGGACGUGAUAUGAUUUCAUGUGGAGAUGGAGAAUGUGUUCCAUGGUAUCAGAGAUUCUGGAAUGGAUUUGAUUGUCAUAAUUAUUAUACACAUGUAUAUAAUUGUGAGUUAGAACUAGUGAAUAGUAUAAGUGUUGAUUUUAGUAUUACUGGAAAUAAUGGUCGUUGUACAACAGAUAUUCGUGAAUUAACUGAAAUCGAUGAUAAAUGUGUGUUAAUGAUUAAAUGUUUUGCUACUUUACAUCCAACUUGUAAAUCACUUGAAAUGCUUUUUAAUCGAAGUAAAUAUGCAGCUGCACAUGCACAUUAUCUAUGUCAAAAUCAUACUUUAAUUAAAUAUGCAUCAGGAAUUGCAUUCUUAUCACCAUUUAUUCGUGCUUAUCAUGUACCACUUCAAUUUCAAAUAACCGGGGAACUUGAUUUUUUUGCAAAGAUGAAAAUGAAACAACCUGGUCUGUUCUGUUUGACAGGUGAAUAUACUUGUCGAGGUAUUAAAGUUACACACAAUGGUUCGACAUGUUUUAAAUAUGAUGAUAUAUUUGAAAAAAGUUAUCCAUUUCCUCCAUACGAAUAUUUAUUUUGUCAAACAAUAAAUGAUUCUAUAGAUUAUUGUACAAAUACGACAUUUUUUUAUCUUUGUCGAACAUCAGGUGAAUGUAUAUCAAAAUAUCGUUUAUUUGAUGGAUUUAUUGAUUGUUUGGAUGCAUCCGAUGAAAAUGAUUUAGAAGCUCUUGAUUCAUUAGAACCAUUCUUUAUGAAAGAUCGAUAUAAUUGUACUCAAAAUGGUGACAAAUCUACUGCAGUAAUGCGUCAUUUUCUCGGUGAUGGAAUCAAUCAGUGUAUGAAUGGUGCUGAUGAAAUGAGUCUUUCAAUUAAUUGGCAACAACAACAGUGUUUCAAAUCAAGUGAUUCAGCGUGUAUUCUUUUUCGAGAUUUAUAUAAUGCUAAUAAAGAAGAUCAACCGAUUCAUGUCUUACGAUUUAAUAGUCUAUGUGAUUCAAUAUGGGAUUUACGAAAUGGAUCUGAUGAAACCGAUUGUAAUGAAUGGAUUUGUGAGCCAGGUUAUACUAAACAACAAACAAAUCUUAAUCAAUGGAGUGGUAAUUGUAUUAAUCCUGCAUGGCAAUGUAAUGGAAUAUGGGAUUAUACUGAUGGAAGUGAUGAAUUUAAUUGUAAUCGUUCCGAACAAUAUCCAAUACCUAAUUGUUUAUUAUUGAAAACAGGUAAAAUUAUUUUAUUAAACGAAAGUAAUAUGAUUGCUGGUAAUGGUCAUGUUGAUUGUUCGGGAGGUAUUGAUGAACGUGUAACAUAUGCAUGUAAUGAUGGAUUUCCAUUAAAUGAACGUUUUCUUUGUAAUGAUAAAAUAACAUGUUUAAACCCAAUGUAUUUAUGUAACCAUGUUAACGAUUGUGCAGAUGGUGAAGAUGAAAAUGAAUUUUGGUGCGGAUCAAGACCAUCGUUUAAUUCAAGUUUUUGUAAACCAAAAACAUUUGCUUGUCAAGAACGAGAUGAUUUUGGUCCCUGUAUACCACAUGAAGAUCGAUGUCGUCAUGACCACGCAUCCUGUGGAGUAUCUCAUAAAGAUAAACAUAUGUGUGUACGUCCACGUAAAUAUAAUCAUAAGACAUUUGAACAACGUUUCUUUCCAUUACCAGAAAUGAAUCAGACACAAUUGAAUCGUACACCGGCAUGGUUUUGUGAUCGUGGUUUACUUGUACGUCGUUAUGAUAAACUUGCAUGUCUUUGUCCUCCAAGUUUCUUUGGUCAUCGAUGUGAAAAACAUAGUCAUCGUUUAACAGUUAUAUUUACUUUACAAAUAGGAAUUAUCAAAACUGAUCUUAUUCGAAUAAUUGUAUUGUUAAUAAAUCAAAAUGAAACAAUUGAUCAUAUAGUUUUAACACAACUACCAUCAUAUAUGGGUAAACAUCGUAUCUAUUUAAACUAUCCUCGCUCUCAGUAUUCUGAUUUACGACAAGCAACAUCUCAGUAUGCGGUACAAUUUCGUUUAUAUGCUAUCGAUAAUAGUACAAUAAGACGUUUAUUUGUUACACAAUAUCCUAUUAAACAUUCAUAUUUACCUGCCUUCCGUAUUGCUAUUGUUUUACGAUACAACGACGAUGAUUCAUAUUCUAAUCAAUUCAAUAAUCAUUAUAAACAAAAUUCAAGCAACUGUUCUUGUGCAUCUAAUAGUAAAUGUUUGAUACUUGCAAAUCAAUAUAUUACUUGUAUUUGUACAUCUCAACAAUAUGGUCCUACUUGUCAUUUACAAACUCCACGUUGUCCAAUAAACUUUUGUCAGAAUUACGGUACUUGUAUUUCCUAUACAAAUGACUUUUAUAAUCAUGAAUAUCGAUGUAUAUGUUCCAGUAAUCAUUUUGGUGAAUAUUGUCAGUAUGAAAAAGCUAAAUUAUUAUUAGAUUUACGAAAUGAAACAAUUUCAUCAUCAACAAUACGUAUCGUUCAAUUACUCAAUUAUGAUCUGUUGAAAAUGCAGCUUAAUAUUGAACGACAACAUUUAAUGUUAAAAAGUUCAGAAACUAUACUUCAUAAUGAUUUACAAUUACCCUCGAUUGGAUUAUUAAAAGAACAUGAACCAAUAUUUUCCAAUAUAUAUUUAUUAUAUUUAUCUCAUAAUUCUUCUGAAAAAAAUUUAACUCAACAAAAUAAAAUUAAAUGUAUACAUGCAAAAGAAUUUGAUUUAAUUCCAACGAAUUAUUCAUAUGAUGCUUUAUUAUUUGUUAUGAAACGUUAUCAUCGUCCUUGUCAACAAUUACAAGAGAAGAAGACCAAGACAAUAUGUUUCUAUGAUCCUCAUAUAUAUUUCUGUUUUUGUAAUGAAACAACACGACGAUCAUUAUGUUUCAUAUAUGAUUUUAAAUAUGAUCGUUGUAAUGAAUGUCUAAAUGAUGGUCAAUGUUAUGCAGGUGAACGAAAAACAAAUAAAAAAGAAUUCAUUUGUCGAUGUAAACCUUGUAUCUAUGGUGCAUUAUGUGAAUUUCGAAUGGAUCGAUUAAAAUACUCAUUUGAAUCCUUAUUAAUUCUAGAUGUAACUUCUACACAUAAUGAAAUCAAUUUUACGACUCAAUCUGGUCCGAAAUCUAUCACUUGGAUUUAUAUGAGUAUUUGUAUUAUAAUGACCAUAGUAGGUUUACUGAGUAAUACAUGUACUUAUUUAGCAUUGAAUCAACAAAAAAAUACCCGAUCAAUAAUUUCUCGUUAUAUUCAAAUGACAGCAAUUGUUAAUCAAUUAAUAUUAAUAUGUUUACUUAUACAAAUUAUUUAUAUUAUUCUUAAUCAAUAUAAUAUUUUGAGUAAUUCAUUUAUCAAUUUAUUUUUUUUUAAAUGGUUUACUGCUUUUUUAUCAAUUAGUCGUGCUCGUCUUACUAAUCAAAUACAUAUCUAUUCACGAAAACAAUACAUUUGGCUCUUGAUUAUUAUUAUUACGAUAUUAUCAUUGAAUGCAACUGAAGUUAUUUUUCAUCGUCUUAUUAAUGAUCCACGUAAACCAAACUAUUUUAUAUGUACUGUAGAGAUUCUCGAUCAUCAAUGGAAUAUAUUUGAAACAAUUUUUCGUAUUACUAAUCAUAUUAUACCUUUUCUUUUAAAUAUUUAUGCUGUAAUAACUAUUAUACGUACAGUUGCUCGUAGUAAAUCUAAUAUUCAUAAAACUAAUUUCGUUUCCGAAAUCUGGAAACAAAUUAAACAAUAUUAUGAACAAUUAGCAUGUCCAAUAUUAAUAAUUAUGUGUUCAGCACCGGAAUUACUUAUGAUAUUAAUUAUAAAAUGCCAUCAAUGGGACAAUACACCUAUUCGAACAUCAAUGAUAAUUAUGCAUUUUGUAUCAUUUGUACCACAAAUGCUUAGCUAUUAUCUUUUUAUACAACCAUCGACAGUUUAUAGAAAAGCUUUUAUUGAUAAUACACGUAUUGGACAGAUUCUAUAUAGUAUUAUUCAAUCAUCAUAA
Adineta steineri is the source of this 4521-nucleotide messenger RNA. NCBI's taxonomy places the organism in Eukaryota, Metazoa, Rotifera, Eurotatoria, Adinetida, Adinetidae. The record is from the annotation of a GenBank genome assembly.